Messenger RNA from Dinoponera quadriceps, 3487 nucleotides. RefSeq names its product coatomer subunit beta' (gene beta'COP). Gene Ontology annotation, biological process: intracellular protein transport; endoplasmic reticulum to Golgi vesicle-mediated transport; intra-Golgi vesicle-mediated transport. The record is from RefSeq and is a predicted model, not a curated record. The coding region runs from base 347 to 3172 and encodes 941 amino acids. Gene Ontology annotation, cellular component: COPI vesicle coat. Lineage: Eukaryota; Metazoa; Arthropoda; Insecta; Hymenoptera; Formicidae. The transcript has 8 exons. Gene Ontology annotation, molecular function: protein binding; structural molecule activity.
AGAAGGAGCAACGCAGCGUAGCUAAUAAUAUCAUCGGUCUUUUAAAUCCCUUUCGACGCGUAUAGCACAUACACGCGUGAUUUAAACGCUAAUUAAAUACCGAGUAACUUGCGAGUGAAUCGAACAUCAGCUAGUCAUACGAUUAAUAACUCGGGUAAUCUUUCAGAAUGGUGUCUCGGUGACCGCAUAUGUGGCGGCUGUAAGCAGACGCCAUCUUCACUGGUACUGGCAUCGGCCACGUCCUUAAUUAAUGGGAGAGUGUCUUGUUUAGAUUGUUGAUGCAGUCGUCGGAAUAAUUUCGCUCCGAUAUUGAAUACCACAGGAUAACCACAAGAUAGUAAACAAAAUGCCAUUAAGGUUAGACAUCAAACGGAAGUUGACUGCCAGAUCGGACAGAGUGAAGAGUGUGGAUCUUCAUCCGACCGAGCCAUGGAUGUUAUGUUCUUUAUAUCAAGGCAAUGUCAACAUCUGGAAUCACGAGACGCAAACUUUGGUGAAGACGUUCGAGGUGUGCGAUCUGCCGGUGAGAGCGGCCAAAUUUGUGCCUCGCAAGAAUUGGGUGAUCACCGGCUCCGAUGACAUGCAAAUCAGAGUGUUUAAUUACAACACCCUGGAACGUGUUCACACAUUCGAGGCUCACAGCGAUUAUGUCAGAUGCAUAGCUGUGCAUCCAACGCAACCGUUCAUUCUCACCAGCAGCGAUGACAUGUGGAUCAAGUUGUGGAACUGGGAGAAGUCCUGGAUCUGCCAGCAGGUGUUCGAAGGGCACACGCACUACGUCAUGCAGAUCGUCUUCAAUCCAAAGGACAACAACACCUUCGCCAGCGCGUCUCUCGACAGAUCCGUCAAAGUGUGGCAGCUCGGCUCGCCCACGGCCAACUUCACGCUGGAGGGCCACGAGAAGGGCGUGAACUGCGUGGAUUACUAUCACGGUGGCGAUAAACCGUACCUGAUAUCCGGAGCCGACGACAAAUGCGUGAAGAUAUGGGACUACCAGAACAAGACCUGCGUGCAGACGCUGGAAGGGCACACCCAGAACAUCUCGGCGGUGUGUUUCCACCCGGAGCUGCCGAUCGUCCUCACCGGCUCGGAGGACGGCACCGUCAGGAUAUGGCACGCCGGGACCUACCGGCUGGAGUCCUCGCUCAACUACGGCUUCGAGCGAGUGUGGACCAUCGCGUGCAUGCGUGGCUCGAACAACGUCGCCAUCGGCUACGACGAGGGUAGCGUAAUGGUGAAGGUCGGCAGAGAGGAACCGGCCGUGUCGAUGGACUCGUUGGGCGGCAAGAUCGUGUGGGCGAGGCACAGCGAGAUCCAGCAGGUGAAUCUGAAGGCGUUGGGCGAGGAGGCUCAGGACGGGGAGCGGCUGCCGUUGGCGGUCAAAGACAUGGGCGCCUGCGAGAUAUACCCGCAGACUAUACAGCACAACCCGAACGGGAGAUUCCUGGUGGUCUGCGGCGACGGCGAAUACAUCAUUUACACGUCCAUGGCGCUGAGAAACAAGGCGUUCGGACAGGCGUCGGAGUUCGUAUGGGCGGCGGAUUCGAGCCAGUACGCGGUCAGGGAGAGCAACACCACCGUGAAGGUCUUCAAGAACUUCAAGGAGAAGAAGAGCUUCAAGCCGGACUUCGGGGCGGACGGCAUCUUCGGAGGGUUCUUACUCGGCGUCUCGUCCGGAUCCGGCCUUUCUUUCUUCGACUGGGACACGUUGAAGUUGAUUCGUCGCAUAGACAUACAGCCUACGCACGUGUACUGGGCUGAGAACGCCUCCUUGGUAGCGCUGGCCACGUCGGAUCAGUAUUUUAUAUUAAAGUACCACGCGGACGCAGUCGCUAACGCCGAGGAAAACGCCGAGGACAUCGAAAAUGCGUUCGAAAUGGUAGCGGAGAUGAGCGAGGUGGUGAAAACCGGCUUAUGGGUUGGCGACUGCUUCAUCUACACCAACAGCGUGAACCGUGUGAAUUACUUCGUUGGCGGCGAGGUGGUCACGGUCUCCCACCUAGACAGGCCGAUGUAUCUGCUGGGAUACGUGCCGAGAGAUAACAGAUUGUACCUGUGCGACAAGGAGCUGUCCGUCGUCUCGUAUUCCUUGUUGUUGUCAGUGCUGGAAUACCAGACCGCGGUGAUGCGAAAGGAUUUCGAGACUGCCGACAGAGUACUGCCGACCGUUCCCAAGGAACACCGGACGAGAGUGGCUCACUUCUUGGAAAAACAGGGUUUCAAAGAGCAAGCGUUAGCGGUCUCGACGGAUCCCGAGCACAGAUUCGAGUUGGCGCUCGCGCUGGGGAAUCUGGUGACCGCGCACACGCUCGCCAAGGAAGCGAACAGCCAGCAGAAGUGGCGGCAGCUGGCUUCCCUCGCCACGCAGAAGGGCAAGCUCUUCCUGGCGAAAGAGUGUUUGUAUCAGGCGCAGGACUUCGGCGGCCUGUUGCUGUCGGCCACCAGCACGGGAAACGCGAACAUGAUCGAGAAACUCGGCACGAUCGCGGACGAGACGGGCAAGAACAAUAUAUCCUUCUUGGCCAACUUCAUAUUGGGCGACGUGGACAAGUGUCUGGACAUUCUGAUCAAGACGAACCGAAUCCCCGAGGCCGCGUUCUUCGCCAGGACGUACGCCCCGAGCAAGAUAUCCGGCAUCGUGAAAUUGUGGAAGGAGAAAUUAUCGGCGGUGAGCGAGAAAGCCGGACAGAGCCUGGCGGAUCCCGAACAGUAUGAGAAUCUGUUCCCCGGCUACAGAGAAUCCUUGAAGGUGGAAAAAUUCUUGCGCGAUGAGAGCAAGAAGAAGAUUCCAGCCUCCGCGUUCCCCAACGUCACGCCUAAUAUCGAGCGGAAGCCGCUGGAGGAGAUGUUGGCCGCCGAGCAGUCGGGCGCGUUUCAAUAUAACGACGGUCCGAGCAGCGCACCAGAGGCCGAAGCGAUGACUGAUAGACUGCAGGAGCUCUCGAUAUCGGGAAAAGACAACGACACCGCCGCGAAGCUCGUGCCCACAUCCGUACCCGAGAAAACGGCGAAGCUCGCGCCCACAUCCGUACCCGAGAAAACGGCGAAGCUCGCGAGUAGUUCCAGGCCUCUCACGGUGGACGACGACGACCUUGAUAUCGAUCUGGAGAUCGACGACACUAUUGAUACCACCGGUGUCAAUCUCGAUGACGAUCUCCUCGAGGAGGAUUAACCGUCGAGACGGGAGAUGAGCGAAGAUGCACGCGUCAUACAAGUAUCUUUCAUUCUCCUUCUGCCAGUCAUUCCUCGUAUGGUGAAAAAGAAAGACGAAGAACGGGAAAGAGAGGGAAGGAGGGAAUCAUUUAGAAUUGAAUAUUGAAGAGCCACGAAAUCAUCUCUGUCUCCUUUUCCGUGCGCAAGUGUGUUUAUAUCACUGCGAAAACUAACGAAGGUAGGACAGCGCGUAUUUGCCGGCUGGCGCUUCGGUGAUUAAAGAUUAAAUAUAUUGUUAAUAUAACAGGAAGUAUAACGUGCUUGUGUCGCACUA